Anguilla rostrata (American eel) is the source of this 1253-nucleotide messenger RNA. RefSeq names its product mitochondrial ribosomal protein L10 (gene mrpl10). The coding region runs from base 120 to 884 and encodes 254 amino acids. Gene Ontology annotation, biological process: translation. The record is from RefSeq and is a predicted model, not a curated record. NCBI's taxonomy places the organism in Eukaryota, Metazoa, Chordata, Actinopteri, Anguilliformes, Anguillidae. Gene Ontology annotation, molecular function: structural constituent of ribosome. The transcript is spliced from 5 exons. Gene Ontology annotation, cellular component: mitochondrial large ribosomal subunit.
CGUCUCUUUCACAUAACCUCCCUAGAUAUAAUUGACUAGCAUGGACUGAUGAAUGGCUAAAAUCAUCGGCGUCCCUACCAUGGAAUAUUCUAAUCGUGUGUCGAAACUUCCGGUUCAAGAUGGCGGCGACCUUGUGUGGGAAGCUUCUACUCAGACAGGGCUGGCUGCCCGUGACACAUUGUGUUCGUCAUGGAUCCAAGGCAGUUACACGCCACAGGAAGCCAAUGCACUUCCUCAAGCAGAAGCUAUUGGCUGUCACAGAGUACGUUCCUCCCAAACCUUCAGCCUCAAAGCGCCGUGUCCCCCAGGUCAAACCACACCAGGAGGAAAGUGGCUUGGCGGUGCUUCUGAAGAGGGAGGUGCAGUCCAUUUUCCAGGAGUGUAAGAUGAUUGCCGUGGUUCACAACAGUGCCACAAAUGCUGAGGAGAUGCUGCACCUCAAACACCGGCUGAGCAAGCAUGGAAUCGCUGUCCGAUUCUUCCCAAACCAGGUGAUGCGAGCCUUCCUGGAGGACUCCCAGUACAGUAACAUGGAGCCCCUUUUCAUUGGGCCGACAGUACUGCUCGUCAGCAAGGAGCCCAAGGUCAAGGAGAUGCUGCAGGGCCUGAGGGCUGUGCCCCAGAUGGUGCUCAUGGGAGCCUGCAUUGAGAACACAUUGCUGAGCCUCCAGGGGCUGGUCAGCUACUCUAAACUACCAUCUCUGGCCACGGUUCAGGGGCAAGUCGUUAGCGCACUGAGUCUGCAGACGUCCCAAACGGCCGCCGUGCUGCAGCACCACCCAGCCCGCCUGAGCGCGCUCCUCCAGCAGUACGUGACACAGAAAGGCCAGGAAGGAGCACCGGGAGGGAGUGAUGGAAAGGCAGGGGAGAUGACCCCCGUAUAGCUGUAGCACCCUCCCCCCCCCCUUCCCAGUGCUGGACUGCCGCUGACCGGCUGUAUUGGGGCCAGUGGGAAUGAAUGCCGCAGUUAUUUCAUGUCUGCAGCUUUGUCCUCUGACCUUUGAACUUCACUCUCUGUCACUGGCCCCUCAUACUGCUAUCUACCCCAAAAGGACUACUGUGUCAUUUAUGUUCUCAUUCUGCAACUACCAGCCCUUAUGUUGUUUUUGACGGAUCAAGAAAUGUUAAGUCAUAUUUAAGACUGUUCUUUUACACAAUAAAAGGAACCACCUGUGUUCCGCACCCUGCCCUCCCUCCCAUGUCACCUUGGCACAUAACUAAAUACAAACUUGAAAUAAUCAGUGAUCUCAUAA